AUGAAGGGCCUGCUGCCACUUACAUUAACAACCUCUUCCUGUUCCAGCGUUGCAAAUCAACUUCCCCAAGAAGCUCUUGAACGACGUGUAGACGACUACUUCCCCGAGUUACUGGCUCAAGACCUAGAGUUGUCCAAGACCAUCUUUGAAUCUCGAAGUAUGACAGCCGGCUCACCCUCAGGUUAUUUGCGCGUUCAGACUCUUGGAGCUAUUCAGGAGCGAAAUUCAAUGGUCUCAUUCCUUGACCAGCAGGAAGAUGCGAGGUCUGGUGUUGCAGCGUCUGAGUCGUGCUCCGCAACCGAAACCGAUGCGUCGUCUGUAUACGAUGCGGCCCCCCCCUCUUUUUUCACACGACGCCAGUCUGCGGAUACAAAUGUAUCCUCACUAGAUCCGAUAAAAGGGAGGAUAUCUCUGCCAAAGCUGUUCCCCUUGUCGCCAUCGGAGAGCUCUCGCUGUGAGAGCAGCUGGAUGGAACCCGAUUCAGAUAUCGAGGAGGACUGUGAGGAAGAUGCUGGCAUUUAUGGCACCAUGCUUCACCUUUCACCAAGGCCGCCAACGCCCCCUGAGUUCGAAGCUGGGAUUGACUCUAGAUCCCCAAGUGGCAACAUGCAUAAAUUUCUGCAUCGGAAGUCCCAUUCAGUCGCAGGGGCCGCUGUUCUUGUGUCACCUCCAGGGCAACACCUGAGCAACUCGACGGCGCAGGUGUGGCGACCCAAUUCAACACAAUACUCUAGGCAUUCCCAAACUCAAAUGCAGUAUCCCGACAGCCCCGAAAGCAUUUAUCUACCCAUGUCCCAAUACACUCCUCCUACGCCGCACUCGCAAAGCAUGCACUAUAUGCCUGAGAACGGCCUUUCUCGACGCACAAGCAAUAGGUCAAUUAAAAGACCAGCGAUUAACCAUGCCGCUGAGGCCGCACUGGUGAACAACGAGUGUGCCAGAACGGAAUACAACCAGUUUGUGUCAUCUAUUGAUUCAAAAUAUGCACCAAGAGUCGACAGUAUCUAUAUCCGCCCCUCACCCCCUCCAUCACCUCUUCCCAGCGUGCAGAUGUGGCUCAACGGGAGCGCGCAGCUUUUUUCUCUGCCAUUUCAGAGCGAUGAGUUGGCUCGGGUGGUGCCUCUACCACCUGAUGUUAUGGAGACACUGAGAGUCACUACCGCGUGCUUUCCAGAGACAAUGCUCCUCUCUUCUAGCCUGACUAUUGAGACCAUUCGAGCGUAUUCCAGAAAGGCUAGGAACCCGGGGUCAGAUGUUGCUCCUCUCCCAAUGCCGCGAAGCCCGACUACUACGUCGAAGCAGUCAUUAUGGAGAAGGGUGGUAAAGCGCGGAUCACAGUCGAGCCAACGCGCGCGUGACGUGCACACUCCGACUGCAAGCUUGCUGCAAUCACCCAGCCUAAGCUCGCUGGAUUCUCCUAAGCCGUGGAUGUCAAUCAAAAAUGUAUUCGGCAACUGCUCUGAUUACAUCUGUGAUGCUCUUUAUUCCCACAUUGUUGCCUAUAAUUAUAUUUCCGCGCUUGUUGCGCGGUAUCCGACCUCACUGGGCUACGGUCGCUCAUGCUCGCCUGUUGGAUCACAACAUGAAGACAUUCCCAAGAAGGCGGCUUCUCUGUUGGGUCUCAAUGAACGGGCCAACUCGACUUCAGCUGCAUCCAUCCGCUCUGCAAAGAGGUUCAGCUCUUCGCACUGGGGCAGAGAAGAUUUCAUGGCCACGAGCCCAACAGCCACUUCCGCCAACCAGGAUAUGGUGAUCAGGAGCAUUCAGACCGAGCUGUUGCGGUGCAUACGCCGUCUGAUAGCAACUGCGAGGCUGAUGGCCGAAAGCGACUCCACAGAUGAGAAAAUGGUGGAGAUGGACAUUGAAGAUGCGGACGUGCUGUUUAUGCGCAGCCUUUGCGAAAUUGUUAGGGUAAAUGAGGAGGUAGCU
This is a messenger RNA of Trichoderma virens Gv29-8, 1929 nucleotides long. RefSeq lists its product as uncharacterized. Lineage: Eukaryota; Fungi; Ascomycota; Sordariomycetes; Hypocreales; Hypocreaceae. The annotation marks the transcript as partial. The transcript has 2 exons. The record is from RefSeq and is a predicted model, not a curated record.